AUGAACCAGCAGCCGCCGCCGCCGCCGACGGAAGCGGCGCCGGAAAAGGCGCAACAGAGAUCCUCCUCCGUGGGCGGGUCCCCAGCGUGCGCGGCUUGCAAAUACCAGCGCAGAAAAUGCGCACCGGACUGCCCCCUCGCCCCGCACUUCCCUCCCAGCCGCCACAAGGAGUUCCACAACGCCCACAAACUGUUCGGGGUCAGCAACAUGCUGAAGAUCACAAGGGAGCUCAGCCCCGGCCGCCGAUCCCUCGCGAUGAAGACCAUCAUCCACCAGGCCAACGUCCGAGCCCUCGACCCCGUCGGCGGUUGCUACCACGUCAUCCUCGGGCUUCAGCACCAGAUCAAAUCGAUGGAGGCCGAGCUCGACCUCGUCCUUCGCCAGCUCGCCUAUUGCCAAGCACAUGCCGCUGCCGCGUUCGCUCCUAAUGGACCUGAUGACGACGAGGUUAUUGGUCUACAGUCCUUGCGAGAAGAGAAAUCGUGUUUGGAUCGGGAUGCGUACAAGGUGUUAGAUGAUUUGUCUGUGAAGAUUGAGAACCACGACGCGGAGUCGUUGAGUUGUACUGCGGCUCCUGGACACGGUAAGGCAGCCUCCGCGCUGUUACAAGAGCACCACUAUCUUCAAUUCAAGCCAACGUACGUUGAUUCCCGCAGAGUCUGA
Molecule: messenger RNA, 663 nt
Organism: Linum tenue
Lineage: Eukaryota; Viridiplantae; Streptophyta; Magnoliopsida; Malpighiales; Linaceae
Source: the annotation of a GenBank genome assembly